GUUGUCGCAUAAAAUAUCCGUUCAGUCGUUGGUUGGUAUCGUUAGCAACGUCAAUAUAAAAUAUAAAUAACGACUACCAAAUUUGAAUUCUACGAUGUUUUUUGUUGGCUCUGUAGUUUUAUUAAUUCUUCUUUAGUUUACUAGUAUUAACACAGAAAGGUUGUACGAAUAAUUAAUAGUCGUUAAUUGUAUGAGUGAACAAUACAGUUUUUAUAUAUUGAAUAAUAAAACAAUUAUAUUUUUAAAAUGAUCCCGAAUAAUCAAAUUGAUUCGAAAAAAGACGAUGACAUUAAACGACCUUCUCAACUCAAUGUGUUACCACCAGGUAAUGAGGGUAAAAUGUCAGAUUCUCUCCAAUGGUUUGCAUUUUUCUCCUAUGGUGUUGGACAUGUACUUAAUGACUUAGUUGCAUCCAUGUGGUUUACUUAUGCUUUGGUUUUCUAUCAUUAUGUCAUGCAACUAUCUAGCAUCAAUGCUGGAGCUGUGGUUCUUGUAGGACAGCUUACGGAUGCUGUAGCUACUGCUGCUAUUGGAGUGUUGUCAGAUAAUGUAAGUUUCUGUUAUAUUGACAGGUAUGGACGGCGUAAAGCAUGGCAUCUCUUUGGUAGUGUUUUAGUAUUUAUCAGUUUACCAUUUGCAUUUUCACCACCGAUAUUGCCUCAAGUAGAAAAAACAGAACUACUCACGUGUUUAUAUUAUUGUUUUUUCAUAGUAUUUUUCCAAAUUGGUUGGGCAUCAAUAGAAAAUUCUCACAUGACUUUAGCUUCUGAUUUAACGCCAAUUAGAGAUGAAAGAACUGCUUUAUUGUCAAUUAGAUAUAGUUUCACAGUUUUUUCAAAUAUCCUAGUUUAUGUAGUUACAUGGAUAGUUUUAACUAGUAAUUAUACUAGCCAAUCACAAUUUGGACCAUCAGAAAGAAAAGAGUUCCAAAUAGUUAUUCUGGUCAUAAUGAUAGUUGGAGCAAUGACUACUAUCAUGUUUCAUAUUGGAGUUCGUGAACCACAAUCUACUUAUAAUAAUAGGGAGCUUUUGAUGACUGAAACUGAAACUGAAAGAGUUGCAGAUACCUUCUGGUCUAUGUUCAAACGUAUUACAUUGUAUCAAACAGCUAUUGUAUAUAUGUGCUCAAGAAUUGUUGUUAAUAUGACACUUGUGUUCUUGCCAAUGUACUUACAAGAUUACCUAAAAUUAGAAGCUGAAAAAUUGGCUCUUUUACCAUUAAUCAUGUUCCUCAGUAGUUUUGGUAUGUCUUUACUUAAUAAGAUAAUGAAUAUGAAACUUGGUAGAAAAUACACAUACACUUUUGGAGUUUUGUUGUCAUUGUGUUCAGCUGUUUGGUGUUAUUUAGGGAAAGAUUAUUCAUAUGCUCAUUAUUAUGUGUAUGUUGUGACAAUUAUUAUUGGUAUGGCAUGUUCUGUCAUAUUGGUGACUAGUCAGGCACUUACAACAGACUUUAUUGGUGAUCGUACUCAUCGUGGAGCUUUUACUUUUGGACUUAUGAGUUUCACAGAUAAAAUAUGUAAUGGUGCUGUUGUUAUGAUUGUGCAAUCAUUACAUUGUGAAAUAUGCCCAUUAUAUUACCGAGAUAUAAUGAUUUAUAACUGGACCAUUCCAGCUUGUCUAGCAUUUGUUGCAGUUAUUUUAUUGCCAUAUGGAGGACAUCCUAAUUCAGCUAAUUCUACUGGGCCAUUGACAAUACAUUCAAAUACUACAGUUAAUGAACAAAGGAGAUACCCAAUUGAAAAAGCUCAAGAGGUGCUACCAGAUCAUUCCAUUAUAUCAUAGCAGAAUUUGACCAAAAUUAUUUUUUACCAAUAAUGAUGACGUGUUUUAAUAACUGUUAAAUAUUAUUUUUUUGCUUAAGCCAUAAAUAAUAUUUAUUAGUUAUUAAUUUUCAAAUAUUUAUUUGUAAUUUUUUAUUUAUUAAUACUGUGAUCUAUUAAACUAUUUCUUAUUAAGCUUAAUAAUUAUUACCAUAUAUUUUAAGUUCAUAAUCUAUAGAAACCAAAAAUAACAACACAAAAAUAUUAUUUUUAGUAAAUGUUUGUUAUUUAUUAAAUUAUAUUCAUUAAC
Molecule: messenger RNA, 2073 nt
Organism: Daktulosphaira vitifoliae (grape phylloxera)
Lineage: Eukaryota; Metazoa; Arthropoda; Insecta; Hemiptera; Phylloxeridae
Product: major facilitator superfamily domain-containing protein 12-like
Exons: 10
Coding region: 247-1785 (512 amino acids)
Biological process (GO): carbohydrate transport
Cellular component (GO): membrane
Molecular function (GO): symporter activity
Source: RefSeq, a predicted model, not a curated record